AUAUCUUCUUCUGUCAUAAACAGCUUAGUAUUCCUUAAUAUUCCUCCUCCUUCUUCCAUCGUGUGCUUACUUCAUUCUAAUAAUUUUUACGUACAUAAAUGUAUAGCGCAUUCAUUUCUUCAAAUACUAUUAAAGUAUUAAAUUGUGAUUUAAUUUUACAAACCGUCAUUCCAAAUUUAACAUUCCUUUUUAUAUUCCUUCGUUUCCCCACCUUUCAUAUAUACUAUCAUUGGCCAACACUAAGCGUGAAGCCAGAAAAAGAAAAAAAAAACUGAUCAAUAAAAUUCAUAGACGUACAUGUUUGUCUUCAAAUCAUUGAUAAAAAUUGUCCGAAAACCCCGAAAAGUGUGUUUAUUUGAUUGAACAAGUACAACAUGAAUUCUAUUUGCUAAAUAAUAAUUAUACUAUAAUAGUAGCUCUUUUAUACACGGUAACAAUGUCUUGUAAUUACGCUGAAGGGUUGUCUCCUUAUGCAAACAAAGGUGUUUUAGGAGUGCCAGAGAAAUUCGACUCUUUGGAGAAAUUAAACACGAAGUGUCAGUUAUUGGCCCAGCUCAUAAGUGAGGCAGAGCAUGUUGUUGUUCAUACUGGGGCAGGCAUCAGCACGUCAGCUGGUAUACCAGACUUCAGGAGUCCCAAUGGUGUAUGGACAUUAGAAAGACAAGGCAAGAAGCCCGAAAAUGACACGUCGUUUGUAGAUGCUGUGCCCACAAAAACACAUAUGAUAUUAAAGAAACUGGUUGAGUGUAAUAAAGUGCAGUAUAUAGUUAGUCAGAACAUAGAUGGCUUGCAUCUCAAGUCUGGACUGCAGAGGAAGUAUCUGGCAGAGCUUCAUGGCAACAUGUUUAUUGAUCAAUGUAAAUUGUGUCAAAGGCAAUUUGUGCGCAGUACUCCUGUGGAGACAGUUGGCAAGAGAAGUAGUGGGGUACCAUGUGCUGCUGAGCUUGUGUCUGGUAGGCCUUGCAGGGGCCGGCUCUAUGAUAUUGUACUAGAUUGGGAACAUAGUCUGCCUCGAAAUGAUUUUGCUAUGGCCACGUGGCAUUCAUGUGUUGCAGACUUGAGUAUAUGCUUAGGCACGACUCUUCAGAUAAUGCCAAGUUGUGAUAUACCACUUGAAACAGUAAAAUAUGGAGGAAAACUAGUCAUUUGUAACUUGCAACCCACGAAACAUGACAACAAAGCCGAUUUAACAAUCAACUACUAUGUCGAUGUCAUACUAGAGAAAGUGAUGAGUAUAUUGAACAUCGAUAUACCAACGUAUUGUGAAGACGAGAACCCAAUCAAGAAAGCUCGCUCCGCUAUGAUUGAGUGGACCAUAGACAACCGCGAUAUGUUGCAAAUAGAGAAAUUGUGGAAAGACAAAUGCAAAGGCGUCAAGAAAAACAAGGUAUUAAUUAAAAAAAGAAAUAGCACAGAAGUAACAGGAAAUGAAGUUACUGAUGAUAAGUCUAAAAUAAUUAAACUGGAAGUAAAGGAAGAGGUUAGUGAUGAUAAAUCUAAAAUAAUUAAAGUGGAUGUUAAGCAAGAGGUUAUUGACGAUGUAGAUGUGAAACAAGAGAUUACAGAGAAUUGAAUUACUUUAGAGGCAUAGUACUUAAUCAUACUCAUAAUUUUUAUGACCUGAUAACAAUUUAGGGUGAUACACAAAUAUGUGUAGUAAAUAUUUAUUUUACGAAAUAAUACAGAACUAUAAUUUAAAGUGCUAAGUCCUUAUAACAUGACAGAGAGAGUGGAUAUUUCUUUAAUUUUCAUUAAACUCUCCUUGUUACAUAAAAAUCAUUCAUUUUUCAUCGACAUCAUUUAAUCUUAGGCUAAAGUUAGCUAGUAACAUGUUUUAUUCAAAUUUGAUCAUUAUGAUGUAGCCAAUAAAGUCAAAGUUAGUCUCAUAAGCCAAUUACAUAUUACCUUUACUGAACAUUCUUGAUGCAACUGUGAACACUUGAACAGUUUUUAACUGGUUAUACAUAGUAGUAUGUUAUAGUACUAGUAAAUAUUCUCACAUUCCGCAAUGAUGAACAAAUAAUUAUGGAUGAACAACAGUAAUUGUGUUAUAAAUAAAACAACAAUAGUAAUAAAAAUAAAUAAUGUAUUCAUAUU
Messenger RNA from Trichoplusia ni (cabbage looper), 2097 nucleotides. It is a transcript of the gene Sirt6, whose product is annotated as NAD-dependent protein deacetylase Sirt6. The record is from RefSeq and is a predicted model, not a curated record. The transcript is spliced from 6 exons. Gene Ontology annotation, molecular function: NAD+ binding. Lineage: Eukaryota; Metazoa; Arthropoda; Insecta; Lepidoptera; Noctuidae. The coding region runs from base 437 to 1573 and encodes 378 amino acids.